GCUGUCCCGCGUAAAUUGUUGCCAAUUUCUAAAAUGGUGAAUUCAUGCGGUGGUAUGACGUCGAGCCGUCCUCAAGGUCGCCCUAUGAUGGUGAUGACAUUCCAGUUUUGUGUCGCGAGUGAAAAGCAGUCCGAGGCUCCGUUGUGUAUGACUCCAGCGCGCCCAGAUAGUCGCGCUCCGGCACUCUGCUGCACCUCGAAUCACCGGUGACUACUGAGUGCGUUGGCAACGCCGUUCGGCGAUCCUGCGUUUGGUCAGGUCGACGUAACAGAUCUCAUCACCAUCCCAAAUUCGGCUGCGAUGUGGCAGCCCUGGCCUCGACUAUAUAUUCCGCCCCGACAGUACGGGAUCUUCUGUAUCACCCCAUUACCCAUCUACCUAAUCGUGUAAUUAGUAGAGAGCACGCCGACCGCUCUCGCCAACGAUGUCCCAGCCACUCAUUACCUUGUAUGACGUUCCCGCUUCAAUCCCACAACCGUGGGCUCCGAAUAUCUGGCGUGUCCGCUUCAUCCUCAACUUUAAACGUCUCCAUUACCGGACGGUGUGGAUAGAAUUCUCCGACGUCGAAGCUACACUACGUUCUAUCAACGCACCACCGACCGCCUACAGAAGCGACGGGAGACCAAUUUACUCACUCCCUGUAAUAGUCGACUCCCUCCGCUCCAGAUCCCAUCCCACCGUACUGUCCAACGCUAAUAUCAUCGCCGAAUACCUCGAGGUCACCUAUCCAGCUCGGCCAAUCUUCCCAGAUGGAUCGCGCGCGGUCCAAUCGCUCUUCGUCCACUACAUUCAGGAGGUCUUCGCGAAGCCACUCCUUCCCAUCCUCGUCCCCUUGACCCAUCAAGUGCUGCCCGAGCGCAGUCAAGCCCAUUUUCGCGGCGCUGGAGCUGGUGUACAGCUGACCGGCGCGCAGCGGGAGCAGGCGUGGAGAGCGGUGAAGGAGCAGUUCGAUUUUCUUGCUAGCAUUCUCGACAAGAACAACGGCGCCGACGGAAACGGCGUCGUAGUGAUGGGAAACGACGUCAGCUACGCGGACUUUGCCUUGUGCUCCGUGCUAAUUUGGAUUGAGCGUGUAUCCCCUCACGAUGGCUGGGCCCGAGUCAGACAGUGGAACAACGACAGAUGGGUGCGUUUGUGGAACAAAUGCAAGGAUUACAUGGACGUGUUGUGACGGAGACAUGACACAUCGCGCCGCUGGCGGCAUUUCCAAACUUGUAGCGCUAGGAGCACAUCAUCACCUCUCAUUGUAUACGCUGGCAUAGAUUAGCGACCGCUAAAUUAUCUAGACACCACAGCUCGUUCGCGGCUCACCGUUAUUACCAUAAAGCCUUAGAUAGAUGCCACACGCGGGGCACCGUAAUAGAAUGUCAGACACACUUAUUUGCAUUGUCACUUCAGCGGACAAGCUUUGCG
This is a messenger RNA of Rhodofomes roseus, 1413 nucleotides long. RefSeq lists its product as uncharacterized. The transcript has 3 exons. The record is from RefSeq and is a predicted model, not a curated record. The coding region runs from base 425 to 1171 and encodes 248 amino acids. NCBI's taxonomy places the organism in Eukaryota, Fungi, Basidiomycota, Agaricomycetes, Polyporales, Fomitopsidaceae.